Messenger RNA from Platichthys flesus (European flounder), 4591 nucleotides. RefSeq lists its product as uncharacterized. The record is from RefSeq and is a predicted model, not a curated record. The transcript is spliced from 2 exons. Gene Ontology annotation, molecular function: zinc ion binding; protein binding. Lineage: Eukaryota; Metazoa; Chordata; Actinopteri; Pleuronectiformes; Pleuronectidae. Bases 266 to 3736 code for a protein of 1156 amino acids.
UGUUACUGUGUGUUGUGAAUGAAGGAUAACACACUCUGCCUCUCACUGAAUCUCCUCUUAACACCAGGUGUGAAAUGCAGUAAAUCCUGAAACACCAACAACUUCUUCCUCAAACACAACCAGCUCCUCCUAGGCAGGACAUAUGUGUGUCUCCUCCCUUCACAGGUGUGUCAGUGUAAGAACCAGUGAACAACAAGCUGUGAACUGUGGGAGAUGAGUCACUGCAGGAAGUGAACUGGUUCUACAGUCUCUGGCAGUAGCUGAAAUGGCGCAGCAAGAAAUUUACCUGGACAGAGAAAGAUUCUGCUGUUCGAUCUGUCUGGAUCUACUGAAGGAUCCGGUGACUACUGGCUGUGGACACAGCUACUGUAAGAGCUGUAUUAACUCCCACUGGGACAAAGGGGAGGAGAGAGGAAGCUACAGCUGCCCUCAGUGUAGACAGACCUUCACACCGAGGCCUGUCCUGGAGAAAAACACCAUGUUAGCUGAUUUAGUGGAGGAGCUGAAGAAGACUGGACUCCAAGCUGCUCCUGCUGAUCACUGCUAUGCUGGACCUAGAGAUGUGGCCUGUGAUGUCUGCACUGGGAGAAAACUGAAAGCUCUCAAGUCCUGUUUGAAUUGUUUGGCCUCUUAUUGUGAAAAACACCUCCAGCCUCAUCUUCAGUCAGCUGCAUUGAAGAAGCACAAGCUGGUGGAGCCCUCGGAGAAGCUCCAGGAGAACAUCUGCUCUCGUCACGACGAGGUGAUGAAGACGUUCUGCCGCACUGAUCAGCAGUGUAUCUGUUAUCUCUGCUCUGUGGAGGAACAUAAAGACCACAACACAGUGUCAGCUGCAGCAGAAAGGACUGAGAGGCAGAGAGAGCUCGGGCUGAGGAGACAAACAAUCCAGCAGAGAGUCCAGGACACAGAGAGAGACGUGAAGCUGCUUCAACAGGAGGAGGAGGCCCUCAAUGGAUCUGCUGAUAAAGCAGUGGAGGACAGUGAGGAGAUCUUCACUGAGCUGAUCCGUCUGCUGGAGAAAAGAAGCUCUGAUGUGAAGCAGCAGAUCAGAUUCCAGCAGGAAACUGAAGUGAGUCGAGUCAGAGAGCUUCAGGAGAGACUGGAGCAGGAGAUCACUGAGCUGAAGAGGAAAGACCAGGAACUGAAGCAGCUCUCAGACACAGAGGAUCACAACCAGUUUCUACACAACUACCCCUCACUGUCACCACCCUGUGGAUCUACACACUCAUCCAGCAUCAGGAUCCGUCCUCUGAGGAACUUUGAGGACGUGACAGCAGCUGUGUCCCAAGUCAGAGGUCGACUACAGGACAUUCUGAGUGAGACAGAGACAGAGAUUUUACAGAUUGUGUCUCAAGUGGAUGUUUUACUGCCACAACCAGAACCAGAGACCAGAGCUGACUUCUUAAGAUAUUCACAGGAAAUCACACUGGAUCCAAACACAGCACACGAACAUCUGUUAUUUUCUGAAGGAAACAGAAAAGUAACAUGGGCGAGUGAAGAUCAGUCUCAUUCUAAUCACCCAGACAGAUUCAUUUAUCACCCUCAGGUCCUGAGUAGAGAGAGUCUGACUGGACGUUGUUACUGGGAGGUGGGGAUGAAGGUGGGGCUGGGAGCAGUUUAUGUAGCAGUCACAUACAAGAAUAUCAGCAGAGCAGGAGGCUCAAAUGAAUGUCUGUUUGGAUACAAUGAUAAAUCUUGGUCAUUAUAUUGUUAUGGGAACAGAUAUAUCUUUUAUUACAAGAGCAUCAAGACUCCAGUGUCAGGUCCUGUGUCCUCCAGAGUCGGAGUGUACCUGGAUCACAGUGCAGGUGUUCUGUCCUUCUACAGAGUCUCUGACACCAUGACUCUCCUCCACAGAGUCCAGACCACAUUCACUCUGCCUCUCUAUGCUGGAGUUAGUGUUUAUCCUGGAUCCACAGCUGAGUUCUGUAAACCAGUGAACAACAAGCUGGGAACUGUGGGAGCUGAGUCGCUGCAGGAAGUGAACGAGAGGGGGAGGAGCAGAGCUCUGUAUCUGUUCAGAGGAAGUCAAACUGUUCUUCUGUCUCUGGCAGCAGCUGAAAUGGCGCAGCAGGAAUUUCACCUGGACAGAGGAAGAUUCUGCUGUUCGAUCUGUCUGGAUCUACUGAAGGAUCCGGUGACUACUGGCUGUGGACACAGCUACUGUAAGAGCUGUAUUAACUCCCACUGGGACAAUGGGGAGGAGAGAGGUAGCUACAGCUGUCCUCAGUGUAGACAGACCUUCACACCGAGGCCUGUCCUGGAGAAAAACACCAUGUUAGCUGAUUUAGUGGAGGAGCUGAAGAAGACUGGACUCCAAGCUGCUCCUGCUGAUCACUGCUAUGCUGGACCUGGAGAUGUGGCCUGUGAUGUCUGCACUGGGAGAAAACUGAAAGCUAUCAAGUCCUGCUUGAAUUGUUUGGCCUCUUAUUGUGAAAAACACCUCCAGCGUCAUCUUCAGUCAGCUGCAUUGAAGAAGCACAAGCUGGUGGAGCCCUCGGAGAAGCUCCAGGAGAACAUCUGCUCUCGUCACGACGAGGUGAUGAAGAUGUUCUGCCGCACUGAUCAGCAGUGUAUCUGUUAUCUCUGCUCUGUGGAUGAACAUAAAGACCACGACACAGUUACAGCUGCAGCAGAAAGGACUGAGAGGCAGAGAGAGCUCGGGCUGAGGAGACAAACAAUCCAGCAGAGAGUCCAGGACACAGAGAAAGAAGUGAAGCUGCUUCAACAGGAGGAGAAGGCCCUCAAUGGCUCUGCUGAUAAAGCAGUGGAGGACAGUGAGGAGAUCUUCACUGAGCUGAUCCGUCUGCUGGAGAAAAGAAGCUCUGAUGUGAAGCAGCAGAUCAGAUCCCAGCAGGAAACUGAAGUGAGUCGAGUCAGAGAGCUUCAGGAGAGACUGGAGCAGGAGAUCACUGAGCUGAAGAGGAAAGACCAGGAACUGAAGCAGCUCUCAGACACAGAGGAUCACAACCAGUUUCUACACAACUACCCCUCACUGUCACCACCCUGUGGAUCUACACACUCAUCCAGCAUCAGGAUCCGUCCUCUGAGGAACUUUGAGGACGUGACAGCAGCUGUGUCCCAAGUCAGAGGUCGACUACAGGACAUUCUGAGUGAGACAGAGACAGAGAUUUUACAGAUUGUGUCUCAAGUGGAUGUUUUACUGCCACAACCAGAGCCAGAGACCAGAGCUGACUUCUUAAGAUAUUCACAGGAAAUCACACUGGAUCCAAACACAGCACACGAACAUCUGUUAUUAUCUGAAGGAAACAGAAAAGUAACAUGGAUGAGUAAAGAACAGUCUUAUUCUGAUCACCCAGACAGAUUCACUAAUAGGCUUCAGGUCCUCAGUAGAGAGAGUCUGACUGGACGUUGUUACUGGGAGGUGGAGGUGGAGGACAGAGGAUCAGUUCGUGUAGCAGUCACAUACAAGAAUAUCAGAAGAGCAGGACGCUCAAAUGAAUGUCUGUUUGGAUACAAUGAUAAAUCUUGGUCAUUAUAUUGUGAUAGAAACAGUUAUAUCUUUUAUUACAACAGCAUCAAGACUCCAGUGUCAGGUCCUGUGUCCUCCAGAGUAGGAGUGUACCUGGAUCACAGUGCAGGUGUUCUGUCCUUCUACAGAGUCUCUGACACCAUGACUCUCCUCCACAGAGUCCAGACCACAUUCACUCAGCGUCUCUAUGCUGGAGUUAAUGUUUGGUCUGGAGCCACAGCUGAGUUCUGUAAACUCAAAUAGACUCGAGUCAUUAAAAACAGUGAUUUAGAUUCUGUGUUUAAAUCUUUAACUUCUCUUGUCUCCAUGUUUGUUGAUCAAAGUUCGUCGUGGUGAGGUUUCUGCUCCGCACAGAGAUCAGCUGUCAAUCAAACACUGACCUUCCUUUAUCACACAUAUUCAGUUCUCACUUUGUAAAGACAGAAAUCUAUAAUUACACUGACAUGAAUGUGUUUGAAAGAACUAAUGUUGCUGUUAUUUUCUUAAUCAAUGUUAAAAUGUGGAAUAUGACCAAAAUGGCCACUAAAUGCAAAACGGGCUUCCUGUUGCGUUCUGAGGGGCUCGGGGGGGCACCGUUGAGCCACGCCCAUGGUAAAUUACUCCAGAAUACGUACAUUUUCACCACUUUCUAAUUUUCUGCACAUUUUGAACAUGUUAAAGCCUCAAAAAGCCAAUUAAUUUAUCUGAAAAAUAAUAAUCCUUACAUUUUCAAUCGGGCCCUACAAAACAAAACAUAGUUCACCACUGGAUAUUCAGAAAACAAAUUAUAAAAUAAAAUACCAUCAAUAAUCAUGACGUGAGUGAUGACGUGCAGAGACACGUUUUAAAAAUUAAAAAUUACCAUUGAUAAUAAUGAUGAUGAUAUAAUAAUCAACAGAAAUAAACUGAAGAUGUGAUGAUGAGGAGUUUAAUGUGAAAACUGAACCAAACAUAAUACUGAUUUCUGUCUUCAUCUUCUGAUUCUGAACUGAGAAGUUUAAAUUAAUCAUUGCUUCCAACAACUGUAAACUGAGGCCGUUGGGCAGGCGAGUGUUUUAAGUAUCAUAACAUUGAAUGUAUAAAAUAAAACAAACAAUAAACCUGAUUUAUUAACCUCAA